AAUCUGACUUUGGUUGACUGUUAGGCUCCGUGGCAUGAAAUUCAUCAAUAUUAAUUGAUUUUGCUUAUCAGUUUGCCAUAUGGAAAUACACAUGGAUGAUGAUGAUCAGUGUAAUCGAGCCGUAACGUCAAUAUUUAUCAUUGAAAACAGAUCAAAAGGCGCACUCCAUCCUGAUUGUACCACCACCCCUCCUCCCCCCUCAUCUCUGCAAUGACUACUUCCACUGAAGCAUAUUCACCUCGUGCUUCAACAGAGUUAUAUUUGCCUCUUGCCAUCGUGCCACUGCAAGAUGCCAAUGCAACGCCAAUCUCAUUACCUGGUCAUAAUUCCAUAACUAAUGGCACUCCGCUACCAAGCGUCGAACAGUCAUCCCAAAACCCACCAAACAACUGUAUCAUGAUGAUACAGAGCAAUUAUAUUGCGGAAGGGGGAACCAUCAAUAUAUUUUCAAGUCACUGCAACGGUUCCACCGUCACCAAGUUAGAACACGUUACCGCAACUGCAGAGCCCACGCCCUUGGAGCCUCCGUCAGCGAUGCAGGCAGAACCUACACAUGGUCAUGAAAGUAUAGUAUUGAGCGGCAACACAUUUGGCGAGUGCGUCAUGAUAAACAUAGGAUCGCCAAAUUGUACUGGAGCUGUCAAACAAAUCGCUCUUGCGUCUUGAACGUCUAGCGGAAUGGAAUAAGGGCUGAUGUUGAAUGUACUAGUC
Molecule: messenger RNA, 711 nt
Organism: Suillus bovinus
Lineage: Eukaryota; Fungi; Basidiomycota; Agaricomycetes; Boletales; Suillaceae
Exons: 3
Coding region: 211-666 (151 amino acids)
Source: RefSeq, a predicted model, not a curated record